AUGUUAUUAUCAAAAUAAAGCUAUGAUGAUUUUUAAUAAUACAACAUUCACAAAACAAUGAAGCAAGAAGAGUUCUAAAUAAAGUAAAUGAAGUACGAAGUUAUGAAGACUUCACUCGAAGAACAAAGAUAAUUGUAAGAAGAUAUGAAAAGAAGGAAUUUAGAGCUCAAAUAAAAAGAAGAUAAUGAUUAAAAUUAGAGAAUAUAAAUGAUGAAUAAAGAAUUAUCAGAGCAGUAAAAGUAAAAGAAACUUUAAACAUAAGAGUCCUUAUCUAAAAAAUAUUCGGAAAUUAUAGAUUAAAGGAAUUCUAUUAUAAACUAAAAAAGGAGGGAUGAUUUAAACAUUGAGAAUUAACUUAUCGAUAGUGCUUAAAAAGCACUGUAAGAAGAAAGAUAAAUCUAAUAGCAAAAAAAGCAAUUGUAAAAGUAAAUUUAUAAUGAAUAAAUGAAACUGAUGGAAGAAAAGAAACAGAGAGAGAGAAUGAAUAAAGUCUAGGAGAGAAUACUAUUCUAAGAUUAGGCUAUUAAAGAUUAAGAAAGAAUUCUUCAGCAAGAAGAAAAUUAUAAAAAAUAUUAUCAAAGAUUGGCUGAAAGAAGCGAGCAUUUACAGGAUAUUUAUAGGAAAAAUGUCGAUGAUCCCAAAUCUUCGUUAGAUUACAUUAUAAAUAGACAAAUUAAGGAAAAGAUGGAUAGAGAAUAAGAAGAACUGAAGACUAAAAGGUAAAAUGAUAAGAACCUUAAAGAUUAAUACUUAAAUACAUUAUCUUUAUAGUUAAAAGAAAAAGAAGAAAAGAGAAAAAAUCAAGAUAUGUAGGCUGCUCAAAAUCAAUAAGAAAUUCGAAAGGCAGCUGAAAGUUUUAAUGAUGAACAACAGUAAGAGAGAAGAAAGAAGAGAGAGUUUUAAUCCAAGUAUUAUGACUAAUUAUCAGGUUUGGGAAAUGGCUAAAAUCAACAGGAUAAAAUAAUUGAUAAUGUCAGCUUAUCGUAGUCAUAAGUUUACAAUCCACUUACAAAUCCAAAUCCAAAUCAGAUUUAGAAUCCAUAUAUUUUAAGAUAACUUGGACUGAAUAAAUCAAAUCAUAUCUAAUCGCCUCAUUAAAGUUAAUCGAAGCUAGCUUAAUUAGGCUAAAGCAGUCUUUUCAAAUGA
Messenger RNA from Paramecium tetraurelia, 1146 nucleotides. RefSeq lists its product as uncharacterized. Lineage: Eukaryota; Ciliophora; Oligohymenophorea; Peniculida; Parameciidae. The transcript has 4 exons. The record is from RefSeq and is a predicted model, not a curated record.